Molecule: messenger RNA, 883 nt
Organism: Tribolium madens (black flour beetle)
Lineage: Eukaryota; Metazoa; Arthropoda; Insecta; Coleoptera; Tenebrionidae
Product: chymotrypsin-like
Exons: 2
Coding region: 1-831 (276 amino acids)
Biological process (GO): proteolysis
Molecular function (GO): serine-type endopeptidase activity
Source: RefSeq, a predicted model, not a curated record
AUGAAGGUAAUCGUCCUUGUUUUGGCCAUCUUCGCUUUGGCUGCUGCAGUCCCAAAGCCAACUAAGUUGCACUAUCGCAACUUGUACAAACCCCCCGUGGGCCCCAUCAAACACCGCCCCAUCCCCAGAAUUAUCAACGGCCAGGAAGCCACCCCUCACUCCAUCCCCUACCAAACCUUCCUCGAGGUCUACGCCGAAAGUGAGGGUUGGUACUGCGGUGGUUCCCUCAUUUCGCAAAACUACGUGUUGACUGCUGGUCAUUGCGGAGUCGAUGCUACUGAAGCCCAUGUCACCCUCGGGGCCCACAAACCCCUCCAAGCCGAAGACACCCAAGUCAAAAUCGUGAGCAAAGAAGUCAAAGUCCACGAGAAAUACGACGGCGAACUUAUCAUCAACGAUAUUGCUGUUAUCAAACUUCCUGAAGCUGUGACAUUCACUGAUGCUAUCAAAGCUGUGGCUUUGCCGAGCAAAGCUGAUGCUAAUAACACUUUCGAGGGUGAAACUGCGAGGAUCAGUGGUUGGGGUUUGACUGAUGGUUUCGGUGAUAAGCUUUCCGAUGUUCUGAAUUAUGUGGAUGUUAAAGUCAUCAGUAAUGAUAAAUGUGGAAAAGCUUUCGGUGAGCUUCAAGAUUCGAUCGUGUGCACGUCCGGUGAUGAAAAUACUGGAUCCUGCAGUGGGGAUUCUGGUGGUCCUCUUGCUAUCAAUGACACGCAAAUUGGUGUUGUCUCUUUCGGGGUCAUCUACUGCUUGCCUGGAUACCCCUCAGCUUUCUCCAGAGUUACCAGCUUCUUGGACUGGAUUGCAACUAACUCUGAUGUUGUUAUCAAUUAAUAAGUUAUUCAUUUUGUAUUUAUUUCAAUUGAAAUAAAGCUUUUUCUAAGAA